AUGUCAUCGCAAAGCAAUCUAGAUAAAGCCAUAGAGCUUGUCAAGGGUGCUAUUGAGGAUGACGAAAAGCAGAACUAUCUUGAAGCGUACAAGCAGUACAUGAAUUCACUCGACUAUUUCAUGCUGGCUCAGAAGUAUGCCAAUGCAGACGAGAAGAAUGAGAAAGCCAAGCUACUCGUUAGGGCAAAAAUCGAGGAGUACCUUGCACGAGCAGAGACCUUGAAGAAGCAUUUACAGAGAGAUGAGAAGAAGUCACGCAAAGCCGUCAGCGUUGAUGGUUCUGUUAACGGCACUGGGGGCAAGGGCUCCGUCGACGGCCCCGAUGAUGACAAAGAUCCUGAGCUCAAGAAGUUACGCGCAGGUCUUUCAAACGCCAUUUUGGCAGAGAAACCGAAUGUGAAGUGGGAUGAUGUUGCUGGUUUGGAAGGAGCGAAGGCAUCCCUUAAAGAAGCUGUUAUUCUUCCUAUCAAGUUUCCUCAUCUCUUCACUGGAAAACGGACACCGUGGCGAGGUAUCUUACUAUACGGCCCGCCGGGAACGGGCAAGUCUUACCUUGCGAAAGCUGUUGCUACAGAAGCCAAAAGCACAUUCUUCAGCGUCAGCUCAAGUGACCUAGUCAGCAAGUGGCAAGGCGAUUCAGAACGGCUGGUGAAAAAUUUGUUUGAAAUGGCUCGCGAACAAAAACCUGCAAUUAUUUUUAUCGAUGAAGUUGACUCUCUAGCUGGAACACGAAAUGAGUCCGAGUCCGAAGGCUCACGGCGGAUCAAGACUGAGUUCUUGGUGCAAAUGAACGGCGUUGGCCAUGAUGACACUGGCGUUCUCGUUCUUGGGGCAACCAACAUUCCUUGGCAACUCGAUCCUGCAAUCAAGCGUCGUUUCGAGAAACGAAUAUAUAUCCCACUUCCUGGCCCGGACGCACGAAAAAGAAUGUUUGAAAUCCACGUUGGCAGUACGCCAUGUGAGCUAGAGCCAAAGGACUAUCGUCUUCUGGCCGAUCGAACAGAAGGGUACUCUGGCUCGGAUAUAUCCAUCGUAGUCCGCGAUGCUCUUAUGCAACCAGUUCGUAAAGUCAUAUCGGCGACACACUUCAAGCCUAUACCACCUUCAUCGUCGUCAGGAAAGGCUAAGUGGACACCAUGCUCACCCGGCGAUUCAAAUGCCGUUGAAAAGACUUGGUCGGAUAUUGAUUCCGAUGAGCUUGUAGAACCACCGCUGAGGCUAGCAGAUUUUAUUAAGAGCUUAGACAACGUACGACCAACGGUCACCGAGAUGGAUAUCAAGCGACAUGAUGAUUGGACGAAGGAGAGCGGCAACGACGGGGCAUAG
Messenger RNA from Suillus subaureus, 1326 nucleotides. RefSeq names its product AAA-domain-containing protein. Gene Ontology annotation, biological process: endosomal transport; vacuole organization. NCBI's taxonomy places the organism in Eukaryota, Fungi, Basidiomycota, Agaricomycetes, Boletales, Suillaceae. Gene Ontology annotation, molecular function: ATP binding; ATP hydrolysis activity. The record is from RefSeq and is a predicted model, not a curated record. The coding region runs from base 1 to 1326 and encodes 441 amino acids. The transcript has 6 exons.